ACAACUUCAAACGAAUGCUCUCCUUCAUGAAGAACUUCCUUUCCACGGCAAGCAUAGAUGAUGGUAAAGUCCGUGUUGGUGUGGCCAUCUUUAACGGAAAGGCAACAAUCCAGUUUCACCUGAAUAAAUUUAAAACAAAGAAAGCUUUAUUCCGGGCUAUAGACAAAAUUAAAUACAAAGAGGACGUACCAACACAUUUGCUGGUCUCAGAUUACUGCGAACUCAAAUGUUUAAACGGAAAAGAGGUGAUCGUCGAGGUGCCAAGAAUGUAGCUUUGGUCAUGACGGAUGGUUUGUCCAAUGUGAAGUCCAAGCGGACGAUUCCAGAAGCAAAGGCUGUGAGAAGGGCGGGCAUCCAUAUCUUUGCCAUUGGGAUCGGAUUGAAGAAAACAGCUGAGUUAGAUGGAAUAGCUAGUAGGCCCGCUGCAGAGAAUCGAUUUACCGUGAAGAACUUCAAACAGUUAAGAGGUCUUAAAGACAAAGUAUUCACCUCAGUCUGCCACUUUGUCACAUCCCCAGGACCAGGACCAUCGCCACCAAAAGGUUGUUCAGGGAGAAAACUGGAUCUGGUCUUUCUGCUGGACUCCUCUGGCAGUGUCAAAAGCACAACUUCAAACGAAUGCUCUCCUUCAUGAAGAACUUCCUUUCCACGGCAAGCAUAGAUGAUGGUAAAGUCCGUGUUGGUGUGGCCAUCUUUAACG
Haliotis rubra (blacklip abalone) is the source of this 700-nucleotide messenger RNA. Its product is annotated as collagen alpha-4(VI) chain-like. NCBI's taxonomy places the organism in Eukaryota, Metazoa, Mollusca, Gastropoda, Lepetellida, Haliotidae. The record is from RefSeq and is a predicted model, not a curated record. The coding region runs from base 227 to 634 and encodes 135 amino acids. The transcript is spliced from 2 exons.